Molecule: messenger RNA, 950 nt
Organism: Vombatus ursinus (common wombat)
Lineage: Eukaryota; Metazoa; Chordata; Mammalia; Diprotodontia; Vombatidae
Gene: ARF4
Product: ADP ribosylation factor 4
Exons: 6
Coding region: 58-600 (180 amino acids)
Biological process (GO): vesicle-mediated transport; intracellular protein transport
Cellular component (GO): cytoplasm; plasma membrane
Molecular function (GO): GTPase activity; GTP binding
Source: RefSeq, a predicted model, not a curated record
CCGCCGCCCCCGUCCGUCCCCGUCACCGCCGCCGCUGUUCCUGUCGCCGCCGCCGCCAUGGGCCUCACUAUCUCGUCGCUCUUCUCUCGCCUCUUCGGCAAGAAGCAGAUGCGCAUCCUGAUGGUUGGUUUGGAUGCUGCUGGCAAGACGACUAUUUUGUACAAGCUGAAGUUAGGGGAGAUAGUCACCACCAUUCCAACUAUCGGUUUUAAUGUGGAAACAGUAGAAUAUAAAAAUAUUUGUUUCACAGUAUGGGAUGUUGGUGGUCAAGAUAAAAUUAGACCUCUUUGGAGGCAUUACUUCCAAAACACACAGGGUCUUAUUUUUGUGGUAGAUAGCAAUGAUCGUGAGAGAAUUCAAGAAGGAGCCGAAGAGCUGCAAAAAAUGCUUCAGGAAGAUGAAUUGCGGGAUGCUGUGCUGCUGCUCUUUGCAAACAAGCAGGAUCUGCCAAAUGCCAUGGCCAUCAGUGAAAUGACAGAUAAACUAGGCCUGCAGUCCCUUCGUAACAGAACUUGGUAUGUUCAAGCUACCUGUGCUACACAAGGAACCGGUCUGUACGAGGGUCUUGACUGGCUGUCAAAUGAGCUCUCAAAACGUUAAAUCCGACAGGAUAACUAACCAAGGACAUGUUUGAUAGAAUUGGGUCUAGGCUUGUUACAACAAAAUUAGUUUGCAUCUUGGUUAUUCAAUGGUAUCUUGGAACUGGUUUGAGCAGGAUUUUACAGCAUUUAAACUUAUUUUGUUGCCAAUUAUCGUUUACCAAGUUUAAUGUUGCUAUUGUAGCAGUUAUACUUGGAUUUAAAAAAUUCUCCUUAACUUGAAAAAAAAAGCAUACUCUUAUGAUUUUACUUCCCUUGGCCUAAAUGCCUGGACAUAGCUAUUGUGACAACCUUUAAAUGAAUAUGUUCUGAAUGUUUUUUGGAGCCCCAAUAAAUAAUGUUUUAAAGUUU